Molecule: messenger RNA, 859 nt
Organism: Dermacentor albipictus
Lineage: Eukaryota; Metazoa; Arthropoda; Arachnida; Ixodida; Ixodidae
Product: gastric triacylglycerol lipase-like
Biological process (GO): lipid metabolic process
Source: RefSeq, a predicted model, not a curated record
UUUGAUGCUUGCCUCGCUGACGAUAUCGAGGUCGGCGGGCAGCGAUGUUGCCGAAGAGGCCAUUCUGGACCCGGCUGGAGUGAUGAGAUACUUUGGCAACGACGUCGAAGUGCACAAGGUUACCACCGAAGACGGCUACAUACUGGAAGUGGACAGGAUUCUUCCAAGGUCAACAGGUGGCGCCACGAUAACGCGGACGCCGAUGCUGCUUGUGCACGGACUGCUCGCAGACGCUGGCUCCUGGGUGAAAAACUUGCCUUCGCAAAGCGCAGGUUUCCUUCUUGCAGACUCUGGCUACGACGUCUGGUUAGUAAACACUAGGGGCGUGCCACAGUCCAACUAUCACGUGACCCUGACCACGAAUGACGCUGCAUUCUGGAAUUGGAGUUUCGACGAGAUUGGCAGGUACGACCUUCCCGCUGUAGUCGACUACAUCUUGGACUUGACGGGAUUCUCUAAGCUGGGCCUGCUGGCGAUUUCGCAGGGCGCUACCGAUGUGUUGGUGUUCCUCUCAAUGCUGCCCGAGUACAACAGGAAGGUCUACAGGGCAAGGAACUUUGUUAGGUUUGACUACGGAAUCUUAAAGAACUUGGUCAAGUAUGGACAGGUGAAGCCACCAGCUUAUCCCCUGGAACAAAUCCGAGUCCCUGUGGCAAUCUACCAGGGACAGGGCGACAAAUUCGCCGUUCCCCAGGACGUGGAUGACCUGAGCGAGCGGCUCAAGCAUGUGCUGGUGCUGAAGUAUAUGGUUCCGGACCCAGACUUUGGCCAUUUAGAUUUCCUCAUGGGCUUUAACGCAACGGAUAUUCUCCACAGCCACAUGAUAGACUUGAUCUCCCACUACACAGCUGUCGCUUGA